AUGUGGAAACCUUCCAUAAAUUUCUUCACACUACACUAUGCCUAUAUUAUCGUGGUUGGCCUAGUCGGCUUUGCCGUGAUCUUACCCUACGGUAAUGUCGCUGCUAUAGAUGCUUUCUUCUUCGGCGCCAGCGCGUCUACAGAAUCCGGCCUCAACACUUUUGACGUCAAAAAUCUCAAGACAUACCAACAACUUGUCAUCUACGUUAUUCCCACCAUUGCCCAUAUGGCUGUGAUCAAUAUCGUGGUCAUCGCAACUCGACUCUACUGGUUCGAGCGGCGUCUCAAGCAAGUUGCUCCGUCCAUGCUCCGCUGGAAAUCUUAUACAGCGCAAGGCGAUCGUCCAGGUAGACCGCUCACUGCCGACUUCGAGAUCCAGCUUCCCGAUUGGCCUAACGCCGUCUCUUUUUCUCCAGCUCUAGAGAAUACAGGGCAUAACGGGGACUGCCCCGAUAAGAACAGCGAGGGUCCUGCAAACCGAGAUUCAGCUUUGCUCUCCCAAAAUCCCACGGCUAAACUAAGGGAGCCGCUAGAUGACGAGUGCUCUGGGCUUAUCCACAAGCAGGCCGCUUUGCCACUACCAGAACAACAAGCGAAACUCGACCAGAGCCUUCGCAUCACUUUUGAUUCGACGUUGCAAGGCCAUCGGAGAGAUUCCGUAACCAUCUACAACCCACCCCUUGGCGGGCGCGACCGCAGAUGUUCGUUCCCCACCACCCGAGAAGGCCAGCGCGGCUCCAUGGGAUAUAUAGAGGAUAGUACGGUAAACAUAUCGGAAUCGCAACCUAUCUCGACAGACGUUCCUGUCAGUACAGAUGAAGGGACCAUCCAAAAGCCUAUCACCCCAACGACUAGCAGAAUGAGCAGAGACUCCCGCUGGCGCAGUCGUGAGCGCCUUAGUCUGGAGCGAGCCACUUCUAUUGAGCGUGUCGCAUCGUCUAUUUUUGUUCUAGGCCAAAUAUGUAACCGCAGUCGCGAGUUAAGUAAGAGUGACCGCGGUGCUUCGCGGCCUUCAGCACCAUACACCCGAGUGUCUGACCUACCCCAGCUGUCUUCACAGGUAACUAUUGGAAGAAACUCGCAAUUUCAUGGUCUGUCCGCUGAGGAACGGGAGCUUUUGGGUGGCAUUGAAUAUCGCAGCUUGAAACUCCUUCUCUGGAUUUGUAUUGGAUACUUUGUGGGUUUGCACGUUUUGGGAGUCAUCUGUCUUCUGCCUUGGAUUCAGCAUGCCCCUUCCAAGUACACCGACUACCUCGACGAGGUAGGCCAGAACAAGAUUUGGUGGGCUUUUUAUUCUGCGCAAACCAUGGCGAAUAAUCUCGGUUUCACUUUAACACCGGAUUCCAUGGUCCAUUUUCGCGACGCGACUUUUCCGAUGCUAGUCAUGACUUUUCUGGCCUAUACCGGGUACAACUUCUAUCCCAUCUUUCUACGUCUCCUCAUUUGGAGCUUCUACAAGCUUGUACCCAAGAAUUCGGCCCUGCGAGGACCACUAGCUUUCCUUCUAGAGCACCCACGCCGAUGUUGUAUGCUCCUGUUCCCAAGUCGCCCAACGUGGAUUCUCUUCGGCAUCCUCUUCGGCCUAAAUUUCUUGGAUGUGCUGCUGCUUAUCGUCCUAGACCUUGACAACCCAUCCGUCACGGACCUACCACUUGCCCAGCGCAUCUUAGCAGCCAUCUUUCAAGCCGCUUCAUCACGUCAUACGGGAACAUCUACCUUCGAUCUCUCCGGACUGAACCCGGCCGCACAGUUUAGCCUACUGGUGAUGAUGUACAUCUCUGUUUAUCCUAUUGCCUUGACUAUUCGUGCCUCUAAUACGUACGAGGAGCGGGCGCUGGGAAAAUACGCUCCUGAGCAGGUUAACCCGGAAGAGGCUAAGACAGGCGGCAAGUACGUCAUGGCGCACAUGCGAAAUCAACUCAGUUUCGAUCUUUGGUAUAUAUUCCUGGGGAUCUUUCUUAUUUGUAUUGCCGAGUCAGAUAAGAUCAUGGAUACCUCACAACCUCUCCAAUCGCAGGAAUUUUCUGUGUUUCCUAUCUUCUUCGAGGUAACCUCGGCAUAUGGUAACGUUGGCCUCAGUCUCGGUCACCCGGGCGUUCAGACGUCUUUGUCUGGCCAGUUCUCCGUCUGUAGCAAGCUUGUCAUAUGCGCUAUGAUGAUUCGAGGCCGUCAUCGCGGCUUACCUUACGAAGUUGACCGCGCCAUCCAGUUGCCAAGCGAACGCCUUGUCGAUGACAACGCCGAGCCACUCCCGUCUCGCAGACCUCUAUUGACUGGCGAGAUUGACAAUGAAGCCACGUAG
This is a messenger RNA of Fusarium keratoplasticum, 2301 nucleotides long. Its product is annotated as Potassium transport protein. The coding region runs from base 1 to 2301 and encodes 766 amino acids. The transcript has 8 exons. Gene Ontology annotation, biological process: intracellular potassium ion homeostasis; potassium ion import across plasma membrane. Gene Ontology annotation, cellular component: plasma membrane. Lineage: Eukaryota; Fungi; Ascomycota; Sordariomycetes; Hypocreales; Nectriaceae. Gene Ontology annotation, molecular function: high-affinity potassium ion transmembrane transporter activity. The record is from RefSeq and is a predicted model, not a curated record.